CACAACAGGAAAUCUCUCUCGUGGAACACGCUUCGCGCUCGCAAGCGUGCAGAGAAGGACAGUGCACCCCUCAAAAGUGACAUAAAAGUUGAGAAUGGACUGCGUAAGGCAAAGGAAAUUCUCAGCAGCAAGGUCACUGAGAAAGCGUCCCGCAGCUCAGACGAGUCCGAUUGUGAGGAUGAUCUAGACCCCAAAACUAGUAUGGAGUUGUUGAACCCUAAUUUCAUCCAAGAGGUGUCUCCAGAGUUCCUGACGCCUCUUGCGGACGUGACGUGUGCUCUGGGGGAGACGGUGGUUCUGGGUUGUAAAGUGUGCGCUCGACCCAAGCCCACGAUCACCCUGAAAGGACCCGAUCAGAGUCCGCUGGUCAACAAUAACCGAUUCACUAUCAACAUCAGGGAUACGGGUGAUAUAGUGUUGAAGAUCUGUAAUCUGAUGCCGCAGGACACUGGCAUCUACACGUGUGUGGCCGUGAAUGAUCAUGGCACAGCUUCCUCGUCUGCAUCUAUUAAAGUACAAGGUAUCCCAGCAGCCCCUGCUCGACCUGUGGCUCAGGAGGCCAGCAGCACUGCGGUGAUCGUCCACUGGCUUCCUCCAGUCAGCUCCGGGAACUCCACCAUCUCCAGCUACACUGUGGAGUACAGGCAGGAAGACUCUCUGGUGUGGCAGAAGUCGGUGGUCUCCACUGCAGAUGUGUGUGUGAAGAUUGAGAAUCUGAUUCCCGGUGGGCACUAUCAGUUCAGAGUCAGUGCCAGUAACCCCUGGGGCAUCAGCCCACCCAGUGAACCCUCAAACAUGGUGACUUUACCCAGCACAGCCUCAACAUAUGACGGCACUGGAAUCCAGUGGAAAGACAACUUUGAAUCUGCGUUCACAGAAUUAUGUGAAAUUGGACGGGGUCGUUUCUCAGUGGUGAGGAAGUGUCUCAGCAAGGCCAGUAAGAAGGAGGUUGCUGUGAAAUGUGUCAAUAAGAAGAUGCAGAAGAAAGAGCAGGUUGCCCAUGAGGCCGAUAUUCUGCGUCAUGUCCAGCAUCCCCAGCUGGUGGCGCUGAUUGACACCUAUGAGUCGCCCACGGCCUACAUGCUGGUUCUUGAGCUUGUUGAAGAUGGACGUCUGCUGGACUAUCUAGUGGCUCACGAUGAGCUGAUGGAGGAGAAGGUGGCGUUCUUCAUUAAAGACACACUGGAAGCUCUGCAGCACCUGCACACAUGCAGAGUAGCUCACCUGGACCUCAAGCCUGAAAAUCUGUUGGUGGACCUCCACGUGCCGGUGCCAUGUGUGAAGCUCUCGGAUCUGGGCGACGCAGUUCAGGUUUCGGGUCACCGCUACGUGCAUCUCCUUUUGGGGAACCCUGAGUUUGCCGCUCCAGAGCUCAUCCAGGGCACCCCGGUGUCCCUGUCUACAGAUGUGUGGAGUGUAGGGGUGUUGGCCUACGUCCUGCUCAGUGGAGUCUCCCCGUUCCUGGACGAAAGUCUGGAGGAGACCUGCGUCAACAUCUGCAAGCUGGACUUCUGCUUCCCCGAAGAGUACUUCUGCGGCGUCAGCCAAGCCGCCAAAGACUUCAUCGUGUCCACACUCAACCAGGACCCCAGAAAGAGGCCGAGCUCCGCCUCGUGCCUCCAGCACCCGUGGGUCAGCGCUCAUAGUGGAGAUUACUCCAAAACACCACUGGACACCGUCAGACUCGCUGCGUUUAUCGACAGACGCAAACAGCUGCAUGGAGUCAGACCUGUGACAAACGUUAAAGGACUGGUCAGCAGCAGUAUGGGACACACCUUAUGAGACGAUGGGUUGAAGUAGAGUUCAACAUCAAAUAUCAUUUACAUUAUAUCAUAUCAUUUGGAAUGUGCACUUACUGUACACAGUGUUUCUUGCAGAGAUAACCGGCCUGCUCUGAUGACUUGUGACUCCGGGAGAUCAACACUUUUGAGACCAUUAGUGAUUAAUAGAUUGAGAAACUGCAAGGACACUGGAAUUGUGGGAACUGCAGAGUUAGGAGUAGUGACAUCAUUGAGUGUCAUUUGUGUGGGAGUAUCUUAGUGGUGAUAUGUGAGAGUAUUAAACAGACCAGUAGUUGGGUAUUGUUUUAUGUUAAGUUGUAUUGAGAGGAACCCGCACGCAAUUUGGUAAAGGCUGCGAUUUUAUGUGCAGCUUGUCAGUGAAGCACGGCUGAUUGGUAGUAAAUACCGCUCUGUCUGAACACCAGAGGGCGUCUCAGACAGACACACACACACCACAUAUCCAUCUGAACACCAGAGGGCGUCUCACACACACCACAUAUCUUAUGGGAAAUACUUAUGGGCAUCAUACUAUCGAUAGCUGAAUAAACAGAAGAUUGCAAAUGCAAUUUUUUUGCACAUUUUUCAAAUGCACGUUAUUAGCGACUCAAACUCACAGUGCUUUCAGAUGGAGGAGUGUUUACUACUGACCACAGAGCCGAGCUGCACAUAAAAAUAUAAUCACAGCCUUUGCGAUCGCAUAAUCGUAAUAAUCCAAAUCGAGCGAUUUCCAUGUUAAUUGCGAUUAAUCGUGUGCCACUAGUUUACAGGAAAAGUUCAACCAAAAAUGAGAAUUCUGUCAUCAUUUACUUGUGUCGUUCCAGACCUGUGAGAUGUAAUUAAAAAAAAAAGGAUGUUUUGACGAAUGUUUCUGCUAAGUAAAUGAAAAAAAAACUAAUUUUUGUUCACAUGUUUGAAUAUGGCACAUCAGGUUUGACCUCUAUGAGCCCGUUCACGUGUGGUCACGUGUUUUUACUGAUCUGAUUUGUUCAAACGGUUCCUUUUACGCUUGGCCGCAUAAAUGUGUCUUCACAAAACCAAUAUAAACCCGAUCUUCAAUUUCCGCUCUAGACCGUAUUUUAUUUAUCAGGAGAUUUCAAGAUUAAUGACUGCAAUAGGAUGCACAAAAUGCACAAAUAUGUAAUGCUAUUGAUAAACACAAAUCUUCCAGCAAGCAAUAUAGUUCUUUAGAAGCUGAAUUUUUGGCAAGCAACAGACACAGUGGCACAGUAAAACUGAUGUAAUGUGGUCACAGGUGUAUGUUUGUAGAGUAAUUUACAAUGGCUUCAAACUCGGCUCAACCAAUCAUUAUCAAUGACCGGAACUAUCUGUUUUAUGAAUAUGACUUAAGAGCUUCAUUUGGAAGAUUUUUAGCGAAGAACGACAGAACGGUCUUCAAUUGUAUGAUACUUUUACCUCAUAUUUGGAGCUUAAUAUGCAUCAGUACUUCUUAAAUUCAAAUAUUGGUUUGGAGAGACAUGUGGGUAAAUAAACGAUGACAGAAUGUGAUAGAAUGUGAUUGGGUGUGAAGAGAAAUGUAGUUGUCCAUCUUGCAGCAGAUAUAUUUUUCAUGGAUUCAUUAAGAUGAAUGAAAGAAUGUAGAAUAUUUGACAGGUUAUUGUACAAAUGCAUGCAUGUAGAAAUAACAGAACAUCCACCAGUUAAAAUGUAAUAUAUUCAGUUUUCAUAGUAUGGGGUCAUGAGUGUCAUCAUUGAUGUCAUCUAGCUUAAUGAGGGAGAUUUUGAAUGUCUUAAAAUAGAAAAAAAUAUGAAUUGAACAAAUUCAUAUUCAAAAAGUAUUGUCAUUUCAGUUAUUAAACCUCAGCACUUAUUUACACCGCCAUUCAAGAUUUGGGGUUGAUGAGAUUUUUAUUGUUUUUGAAAGAAGUCUCUUUUGCUCACCAAGUUUGCAUUUCUUUGAUCAGUACUAUUGUGAAAUAUUAAUACAGUUCAAAAUAUUUUUUUUAAUAUAUCAUAAAAUGUAAUACAGUCCUUUGAUGCAAAGCUGAGUUUUCAGCACCAUCAAUCCAGUGUCCCACAACACUGAUUUAGUGCUCAAGAAACAUUUUUUUUUAUUAUUAUCAAUGUAGAUUUUUUUUUUUUUUUACAGGAUUA
Molecule: messenger RNA, 3893 nt
Organism: Pimephales promelas (fathead minnow)
Lineage: Eukaryota; Metazoa; Chordata; Actinopteri; Cypriniformes; Leuciscidae
Source: RefSeq, a predicted model, not a curated record